This is a messenger RNA of Drosophila obscura, 869 nucleotides long. RefSeq names its product methyltransferase-like protein 23. Gene Ontology annotation, cellular component: cytoplasm; nucleus. The record is from RefSeq and is a predicted model, not a curated record. The transcript is spliced from 2 exons. The coding region runs from base 116 to 862 and encodes 248 amino acids. NCBI's taxonomy places the organism in Eukaryota, Metazoa, Arthropoda, Insecta, Diptera, Drosophilidae.
AUUUUAAUAUACCAUCUCUAAUCAAACAGGUUGUAAACAAAAACUGAAAAACUGCAAUUAACAAUAAAAGAAAAGGGGAAUACUCGUCACCACCCACCCGCAUGCUUGUGUUAAAAUGCGUUUCCAAAUGAAAAGUGGCAGUGAUGAUAACGACAUUGUGGCAGCCACAGCUACUGCCGAGCAUAUACGGAAAUUCGUCUUCACCAGCAGCCACGCAGCCGAGCGUCUGGAGAUCAAAAUACCCGAGCUGCUCCAAGGCGCCUACUCCUUCUACACAUGGCCCUGUGCCCCCGUCUUGGCUCAUUUCCUGUGGGAACAGCGACAGACACUGGCCGGAAAGCGGAUUCUGGAGCUGGGUAGCGGUACUGCUCUGCCGGGAAUACUGGCCGCCAAGUGCAACGCCCAGGUGGUACUCACCGACAACUGCAUACUGCCGAAGUCCCUGGCGCAUAUCCGCAAAUCCUGCCUGGCCAAUCAACUGCAGCCCGGCGUGGAUAUCGAUGUGGUGGGCUUAAGCUGGGGGCUGCUGCUGAAUUCCGUAUUCCGGCUGGCGCCCCUCGACCUAAUCAUAGCCGCCGAUUGCUUCUACGAUCCCAGUGUCUUCGAGGACAUCAUCGUUUCGGUUGCCUUUCUCCUUGAACGGAACUGCGGGGCCAAGUUCAUUUUCACAUACCAGGAGCGUAGUGCCGACUGGUCAAUCGAGGCCCUGCUAAAAAAAUGGAAACUACAGGCGCUGCCCAUAAACAUGGACGACAUUGGCAAGGAGUCGGGCGUGGAUGUGCUGGAGUUUAUGGGCGGACACACCAUUCAUCUGCUGGAGAUUACGCGUGCUGAGAACAGUGCUUCAAUAAAUACAAUAUAGUGACAAA